GUGGGUUUACCUGAACAUGAGUAGUGAGCACGCAAAUCAUAAAUAGCAGUACAUGCAGGUGUGUUCAUAAAAAUGCGUCGAACUGCGGUUGACAUUUAUAAGUCCAAUAUCACAAAAAAGUGCCCAGCAUCGCACAGCAUAUUUGUCCGGUGAAGACGAACCUGUGUUUCCUGGCCAACCAGCGUUGUCAAAUUACUUCAAGAGGGGAUGCCAUGGAUUUCAGGAGAAAACAUUUCCGAGUGGAUCUACUGGGCGUCAGUAUUUCUUACCGUCGAACUUAUUGCUUCCAUCUUACUGUACCCCGCCAUGCGACGUUUCAACGCCGUGCUCGACGCAUCGUUCAUCGAUGACGACGAGACGGCCGAGAGCGUGCCGGUGACGUCACGGCGGGGAGUGCGCGUCAUCAUCCCGCCGGCGGUACCCGUGCAAGGCGAUGCGUCAGCGCAGCAGGGGCCGAGCUCUCCGCGGCCGCAGGGUUCGCCCGCCCGCGCGCCGACCUCGCCCGCCCGUGGGCAGGCCUCGCCCGCCCUCGAGCCGGCGGCAGCCCAUGCCGGCACGCGCGUCUCCAGCGCGACCGCCACGCCCGCCUCGCCCUUCGGGGAGCCGUUCAACCUGGCUUCACACUCCCACGUGGACCAGUCGGUGGUGAAAGCGCUGAUGUCCGGCUCCCCGGUCUCCACCGAAAUUUCGGCGGCCUAUGAGGUGCCCCAGUACCCCAUCGAGCAGAUCGAGAGCAAGAUGGCCAUGCAAAAACAUCUCAGUCAGAGGGACCGUGCUCAGCGUCCAUUGGACACGCUGAUGCAGGCGCAGGCGGACCGGGAGGCCAGGAUGUCCUCCUCCCCAGACGACGCGCCGGCUUCGCUGAGCGAACACGACGAGUACCAGCCACACUUCCAGCGGGUUGUCAUCUCCGGCGACAUUGCUAGCGAGCUGCCUGGAUGCCAUGGCGGACUUACGUUGUACGGUGUACCCACAGAAGACCUGCAGAACGCCUCCAGGCUUCUGGAGCGCGCGCUGGCCAUCCGUGAGCGGUACAUGUCGCUCUCGCAGCAGUGGUUCCCGCCGACGGCCGGCCGCUUCCUGCGCACCAUGCCCGCCUCGGCCACGCGCUUCCACGGCGUGCGCACACACAUACGAGAGCAUUCUAUCCACGCGCCAACCACGGACAAGCCGUGGGACGUGGACUGGGUGCCGGCGGUGCCCUACACGUGCCAGCUGAAGCACGGCGUGUUCCAGGUCAGCGACGAGAAGGGCAACGUCAAGGACUACCCGUACCCCGACCUCGAUAAUUUCUUCACGGACUUCACCUUCCUCUGCACUAUCAUCGCGGAUGGGCCUCUGAAGUCGUUCUGCUACCGGCGGCUAACCUACCUGUCCUCCAAGUUCGAGCUACACGUGCUGCUCAACGAGCUGCGCGAGCUGGCCGCGCAGAAGGCUGUGCCGCACCGCGACUUCUACAACGUUCGCAAGGUGGACACUCACAUCCAUGCGUCGAGCUGCAUGAAUCAGAAGCACCUGCUCCGUUUCAUCAAGAAGAUGAUGAAAAACAACAGCGAACAGAUAGUGUGUCUCAACCAGGGCAAGAAGAUGACGCUCAGAGAGAUGUUCGAGCACAUGAACUUGACGCCGUACGAACUCAAUGUAGACAUGCUGGAUGUUCACGCAGAUCGCAACACGUUUCAUCGCUUUGAUAAAUUCAAUGCCAAGUACAACCCGGUGGGUGAGAGCAGGCUCCGUGAGGUGUUUUUGAAGACAGACAAUUACAUUAAUGGGAAAUACUUCGCAUCCAUCAUCAAGGAGGUGUGUCUGGACCUGGAGGAGAGCAAGUACCAGUCGGCAGAGCUGCGGCUCUCCAUCUACGGCCGUUCCGCCGACGAGUGGGACAAGCUGGCCAAGUGGGCCGUGCGCAACAACGUCUACUCGGACAACGUGCGCUGGCUGGUGCAGGUGCCGCGGCUCUAUGAUAUCUACCGCUCAAACAACCUGGUGCAGAACUUCAGCGAGAUCAUCAGCCACACUUUCAAGCCGCUGUUUGAGGUGACGUUGAACCCAAAGUCACAUCCGGAGCUGCAUCUCUUCCUGCAGCACGUGGCUGGCUUUGACUCGGUGGACGACGAGAGUAAGCCAGAGACGAUCGUGUUCGACCGUGACGCGCCGCUGCCCGAGGCCUGGACGCAGAUGGAGAACCCGCCCUACGCCUACUACAUCUACUACACCUACGCCAACAUGACCGUGCUCAAUGGCCUGAGGGACGAGCGAGACAUGAACACGUUCGUGUUCCGUCCGCACUGCGGCGAGGCUGGAGCUGUCAACCACUUGGUAUGCUCCUUCCUCAUGGCGGAGUCGAUCAACCACGGCCUCAGCCUGCGUAAGGUGCCCGUGCUGCAGUACCUGUACUACCUGGCCGAGAUCGGUGUGGCGAUGUCGCCGCUGAGCAACAACUCGCUGUUCCUCAACUACCACCGCAACCCGCUGCCGGAGUACCUGGCGCGCGGCCUGAACGUGUCGCUGUCCACCGAUGAUCCGCUGCAGUUCCACUUCACCAAGGAGCCGCUCAUGGAGGAGUUCAGCAUCGCUGCCCAGGUGUGGAAACUGAGCUCGACGGACAUGUCGGAGCUGUGCCGAAACUCGGUGCUUCAGUCGGGCUUCCCGCACGAGACCAAGCAACACUGGCUCGGGCCCAACUACACGCGCGAGGGCGUGGCCGGCAACGACGUGUCGCGCACCAACUUGCCCGACAUCCGUGUCUCCUACCGCUACGAGACCCUGCUGGAGGAGCUGAAGACCAUCUUCCAGGACGCAAUGCCUGACCCGGUGCAGAACCUGUCGCGUCCGACCCAUGAGAGCGGCGGCGGCAGCGGCGGCGGCAUCGCCGAGGAGCCACCGGCGCCACGCUGAGACAUCUAGCAGCCUGGCGGCGAACUGUAGCUUACAGACACCACGCGAGAGGGCGGCGACGAUGGAGGCCAAAUCGUCGGUGCCAAGUUUAAGACGGCGCGCCUGACGACUUCGCUCGCUGGAUAACAGCGCGGACAGAGCCAUGUUGUUUUCAGAUGCCUACGUACCGGAAACUCGUCCGCCCGUCAGACAGCGUCAGGCAGAGGCAGGGAGAGCUUGUCACUCGCUAGAUGUUUUGUUGGGGAUGCACUCUCCCUCACGCAAGGUAGUGUAGGAUCCGUAGCUGAUGAUGGGCCAGUUUUCUGAGACAUUUUACCGGACAGCUACGUGGUCCAACCGUACCGGAACCUGGUCUGGUCAUCCCCAUGGUCACAUCCUUGUCACAUAAUAGACGUGAAGAUCCAA
Messenger RNA from Pollicipes pollicipes, 3303 nucleotides. RefSeq names its product AMP deaminase 2. Lineage: Eukaryota; Metazoa; Arthropoda; Thecostraca; Pollicipedomorpha; Pollicipedidae. The coding region runs from base 208 to 2898 and encodes 896 amino acids. The transcript is spliced from 18 exons. Gene Ontology annotation, molecular function: AMP deaminase activity. The record is from RefSeq and is a predicted model, not a curated record. Gene Ontology annotation, biological process: IMP salvage; AMP metabolic process. Gene Ontology annotation, cellular component: cytosol.